Planococcus citri (citrus mealybug) is the source of this 1058-nucleotide messenger RNA. RefSeq names its product deoxyribonuclease TATDN1. The transcript is spliced from 6 exons. Gene Ontology annotation, molecular function: 3'-5'-DNA exonuclease activity. Gene Ontology annotation, cellular component: cytosol. The record is from RefSeq and is a predicted model, not a curated record. Lineage: Eukaryota; Metazoa; Arthropoda; Insecta; Hemiptera; Pseudococcidae. The coding region runs from base 1 to 1038 and encodes 345 amino acids.
AUGUUGAUGAAAAUGUUGAUGACCACUGUGGUUACCGGUUCCUCCAUUUUUUCAGUUGUUUUAUCAGUCCUCAUUACUGAUAAGAAUUGUGAUGAAGCUGUUCUUGGUUUUGAGUAUAGUUUUGAGGAUAAAAUGAGUGUAAGACGAAAAUUCAUAGAUAUCGGAGCCAAUUUGGCUGAUCCUGUUUUUCACGGCUUCUAUCAUCAAUCAGCAAAACCCAAACAUCCUCCAGAUCUGAAACAUGUAUUAACUCGAGCUUUCAAUAAUGGUUUAACAAGAAUCAUAAUUACCGGAACCAGUUUAGAAAGCAGUAAAACAGCUAUAGAAAUCGCCAAAACUGACGAACGAUUAUUUGCCACAGUUGGUGUUCAUCCUACUCACUGUAAAGAGUUUUGCGAAAAUGAUCCCGAUGAAUACACAGAAUCGUUAAAAGAGCUGAUUAGAAAUAACAGUGACAAAGUAGUUGCCUUCGGCGAAUUUGGUCUAGAUUAUGAUCGGCUAGAAUUCUGCCCUGCGGAGAUACAAAAAAAGUAUUUCUUGCACCAGUUGAACAUUAGUAAAGAAUUCAAUUUACCGUUAUUCUUACACAUGCGAGCGUGUGACGAAGAUUUUAUUCAAUAUUUAGAGAAUGAAGAUGGAAAUAUCCGAGGAGUCGUUCAUUCUUUUGAUGGCGACGUCAAUGCUUUAAAUCGUCUUCUGAAAAUUGGACUUCACAUCGGUAUUAAUGGUUGCUCAAUGAAAAAAGAUGACAAUUUAUCAGUAAUUAAACAAAUUCCCAAAGAUAAAUUAUUAAUUGAAACUGAUAGUCCUUGGUGUGAUAUUAGACCAUCUCACGCAAGUUUCACUCAUGUUAAAACAACAUUUCCAUCAGUGAAAAGAGAAAAAUGGAAUGAAAAUUCAAUGGUGAAAAGUCGAAAUGAACCUUGUAAUAUUGUACAAGUUUUAGAAGUGAUUGCUGCAAUUCGUGAAGAAGAUCCAGAUGAACUGGCGAAACAGAUACAUGAAAAUACUGAAAUAUUGUUCUUUAAUUCUAAAUAAAAAUGAUUGCUUUGUUUUCA